AAGCACAGUUUCAAUAUGAAUCCACGUGCAGUUAUCCUGCUCCUCUGUGCGUUUGGCUGUGUCAGCGACGCAUUUCACCGCAUUGCAAUGCAGCGACACAGGCAGCGAAAGCUCCCACACGCCAGACAUCUGUGGGCAAGCCGAAAGCACAUACGGCGAAAGUUCGGAGUGACAGCAGCAGCAGCGCCCCAGAGCGGCGGCAGCAGCACCAACAGCGCACCUUCAGAGGCCAUCGAACCACUUUUCAAUGCGUAUGAAACUCAGUUCUACGGACCUUGCCUGGUGGGCAAUCAACCCUUCACCUUGCAGUUCGACACGGGCUCCUCGGAUCUGUGGAUUCCAAAUGCAAACUGCACCACCUGCGCCAAGACCUGCGACAAUUCUGUGUUCCAAGCAGCCAAAUCAAAGUCUUUUGUGGCCAAUGGAACCGCGUUUAAGAUCACAUAUGGCAUAGGCGAAGUGAGUGGCGUGCUAGCGACGGAUACGGUGUCCAUUGGGCAGAUCUCCAUCAAGAACCAGGGCUUCGGGCUGGUCAGCCAAACGGACACUUGCAGCAGCUUCGAUGGGGUCCUUGGCCUAGCAUAUCCCGCAGUUGCGUUGACUCGGCAAAAGCCUCCAUUCUAUCAGAUGAUUGAACAGAAAUUGGUCGAUCAGCCGAUCUUCUCGUUCCACCUGAAGAGCAACACCACCGAUGGUGGUUCGCUGAUCUUGGGUGGCUCCAAUUCGAGUUUGUACCACGGCUCCUUGACCCACGUGAACGUCACAGAACAGAAAUUGUGGAAAUUUACAAUGGACUACAUAGGGUUCCCUUCUCGGAAAUGUCGUCGCUGUAACGGUUGCAAUGCCAUCAUGGAUUCGGGCACUUCCCUCUUAGUGGGUCCCACUGAGGACAUCACACAGCUGAACAGAAAAAUCGGCGCCAAAUACAACACCACCAACGGCCUCUGGGAGGUGCAGUGUGCGCGAAUCAAAUAUCUCCCCGUGCUGGAGCUCGGAAUCGCUGGCAAAAAGUUCCAUGUGAGGCCACAGGAAUAUAUCAUUGCCUAUGAGGAUAAUGUCUGCAUCACGGGCUUCAUGGACUUGGCGGGCAUCAAUUUCUGGAUCAUCGGAGAUGUUUUCUUCAGGGAACAUUAUUUGUUGUUUGAUGUGGAACAAAAUAGGAUUGGCAUAGCAGUAGCCAAGUAGAAAGUGGUCCUUAAUGUGGAAAUUA
Molecule: messenger RNA, 1210 nt
Organism: Drosophila guanche
Lineage: Eukaryota; Metazoa; Arthropoda; Insecta; Diptera; Drosophilidae
Product: cathepsin D
Exons: 1
Coding region: 16-1185 (389 amino acids)
Biological process (GO): cell death; proteolysis
Cellular component (GO): lysosome
Molecular function (GO): aspartic-type endopeptidase activity
Source: RefSeq, a predicted model, not a curated record